AUGUGUCUUCUUUUACAAGGUCUGGAGACUAAUCCACUACUAGAAGAUGUAAAAAAUGAAAGUAUCAAAGUUGAAGGCUCAAACUCAGACUGUUUAAACAGCAAUGAAAAUGAAAUUCAAGAUGACGAAAAUGAUUUGAAUGAAGCUCGAAAUGAAAUUAAUGACCCACUGGUGAGCUCAGACAAAGAGUUUGAAAGCGAAAUAAGUGAGGUAACUGAUUGCGACGAAGGUGAUUGUAAAAGCGGAACCGAGGAGACUGGAAGUGAUGAUGACGAUUCAGACGACUUAGAAGAACUUCUUAUGUUUUCAUUAAUUUAG
This is a messenger RNA of Arctia plantaginis, 318 nucleotides long. Lineage: Eukaryota; Metazoa; Arthropoda; Insecta; Lepidoptera; Erebidae. The record is from the annotation of a GenBank genome assembly.